AUGACCGAACAAACAACACAACAUGCUAAGUUGACGGCCCAGGAGGUCGAGAUAGCCAGAAAGUAUGAUCUGACCCCUAAAUUCAUACAAUUUUUGGAUAGACACUUGAUUUUUCCUCUUGUGGAAAACCUUGACUCGAUUUACUCUUCUGAAGACGUUGAGUCUAUGGAGUAUGAUCUAUUGAAAGACACCAACAUGACCAAGUUUAUUAGAGAGAAAUAUGCUAGUUUGCAUCCAGGUGAGGCUAUACCUGCCGAUCUCGAAAAGAAGGAAAAGGCUAUUGAAGAGGAAUAUGCCCGAUUGAAUGCGGCAACCAGCAAAACUCUAGAAAUCCUUGCAUCCAAAGAUGUCCAGGAGUCACUGAAACAGGACAAGACUUACAACAGGGAGUAUCUUUCGAAAAACCACCACAUUGACGACGCAAAGAUUUUGGAACUUUACAAUUUUGGAAAAUUUCAGUACAACAGAGGAGAUUACGUGGUUGCUUCUGACCUUUUGAACAACUUUAGACUUCUCUCUGUUAACCAGGAUUUGAACCUGAGCGCUACCUGGGGUAAAAUCUCAUCUGAGAUCAUCACUGAGUCCUGGACUGAUGCUCUGGAAGAACUUAACAAGCUCAGAGAGAUCAUAGACAACAGACAUUUCAAGGGGUCCACUCUUGAUCAGCUGAACAAGAGAACCUGGUUGAUUCACUUCUCGCUAUUCAUUUUCUUCAACCUCGAAAAUGGUCUGGAAAGUCUCGUCGAUUUGUUUUUUUCAUCUUCAUACCUCUCUACCAUUCAGGCCUCAUGUCCUUGGAUUUUGAGAUACCUGGUGGUUGCAGUGAUAAGUUCCAAGCCACAACUAAGACAGAAAAGAAUCAAAGACCUUGUUAGAGCCGUGCAAACAGAAGAAUACGAAUAUCAAGACCCAUUCACCAAGUUUGUAGAGAUUUUGUUCGUGACCUACGAAUUUGAUGAGCUACCUGAGGUGAUGAAGCAAUUCAAAGUGCUUUCCACAACUGAUUUUUUCAUUGGAACUUUGGACACUGCCGAACUUUACAAAAAUGCCCAAGUUCUGGUGUUGGACACCAUCGGAAAGCUUUACAAGGUGCUGUCUGUUGAGCAAUUGAAAAAGUUUUUGAACGACCAGAACAUCGAUAACGCACUUGCUAGAGACAACUUCAAGCUUGAGAAUGACAAAGUGUUGAUUCGUGGUGCCGAGACAGGUUCUGUCUACCAACAAGUCUACGACAAAACCAAGGCAUUCAAUUUCAAGACUAACCAGCUACUUAACAACGCUUUCAGCAUCAACUCCUAUAACCAUAAACAGUCUUCGCAGGAAGUUUAA
Ogataea parapolymorpha DL-1 is the source of this 1329-nucleotide messenger RNA. RefSeq names its product eukaryotic translation initiation factor 3 subunit. Gene Ontology annotation, biological process: translational initiation. The record is from RefSeq and is a predicted model, not a curated record. Gene Ontology annotation, molecular function: translation initiation factor activity. The transcript has a single exon. Gene Ontology annotation, cellular component: eukaryotic translation initiation factor 3 complex; nucleus; cytoplasm. NCBI's taxonomy places the organism in Eukaryota, Fungi, Ascomycota, Pichiomycetes, Pichiales, Pichiaceae. The coding region runs from base 1 to 1329 and encodes 442 amino acids.